This is a messenger RNA of Myxocyprinus asiaticus (Chinese sucker), 3766 nucleotides long. RefSeq names its product GDNF family receptor alpha-1-like. Gene Ontology annotation, cellular component: external side of plasma membrane; signaling receptor complex. Gene Ontology annotation, molecular function: signaling receptor activity. Bases 50 to 1492 code for a protein of 480 amino acids. The record is from RefSeq and is a predicted model, not a curated record. Lineage: Eukaryota; Metazoa; Chordata; Actinopteri; Cypriniformes; Catostomidae. Gene Ontology annotation, biological process: nervous system development. The transcript has 9 exons.
GGGAAAUUGUUGUGCAUAUAUAUGUUUAACCGAUUUCUCUUUUCUAUUAAUGGAUCUGAAUAAACCGACGAUGCUAUUCGUAACUUUUUGGAUAAUGCUGCCAGUCCUUGAUUUAAUGCACUUCUCGCAGGCAGAUUCGAUCACACAGUCUCGAUCGGUUCGGCUGGACUGCGUCAGAGCUCACGAACAGUGUUUGUCGAAGUACGGCUGCAGCACGAAGUACCGAACCAUGAGACAGUGUGUGGCCGGGAGAGCGAGUAACUUCAGCAUGCUGGCUGAACCAGAGGCGCAGGACGAGUGCCGAAACGCCAUAGAGUCCAUGAAACAGAGUCCUCUGUACGACUGCAAGUGCAGGAGAGGGAUGAAGAAAGAGAAGAACUGUCUGCGUAUCUUCUGGAGUAUAUACCAGAGUUUACAGGCCAAUGAUUUGCUGGAGGACUCGCCAUAUGAGCCAGUAAACAGCCGUCUGUCUGAUAUUUUCCGUCUGGCUCCCAUCAUUUCAGGUGAGGCAGCCUUUACCAAGGAUAACAGUUGCCUGAACGCCGCCAAGGCCUGCAACCUGAACGACAUGUGUAAGAAGUACCGCUCAGCCUACAUCAACCCCUGCACGAGUAGAGUCUCUACUACGGAGGUGUGUAACAAACGCAAGUGCCACAAGGCCCUGCGGCAGUUCUUUGAUAAGGUGCCACCGAAGCACAGCUACGGGAUGCUGUUCUGCUCCUGCCCCUCUGGGGAUCACUCGGCUUGCUCCGAGCGCAGACGUCAGACCAUCGUUCCUGCAUGCUCCUAUGAGGACAAGGAAAAACCCAACUGUCUCUCCUUGCAAGCCUCUUGCAAGACUAAUUACAUUUGCAGGUCUCGUUUAGCUGACUUCCUCACCAACUGUCAACCUGAGACUCGCUCCAUUUCAGGGUGUCUGAAGGAAAACUAUGCCAACUGUUUGCUGGCAUAUUCAGGCCUCAUAGGUACGGUGAUGACUCCUAACUACCUGCGUGACCCCGGCAUCAGCGUGUCACCUUGGUGUGACUGUAGCAGCAGUGGGAACGGAAAAGCAGAAUGUGACAAGUUUACAGAAUUCUUCACCAACAACCGUUGCCUCCGCAAUGCUAUCCAGGCGUUUGGUAAUGGCACAGAUGUUGGGGUGUGGCAACCCCAGCCACCCAUCAUGUCCACACCACCUGUCUCUUACACUCCUCAGAGAGGGCGAGACAGGACAUCCAAUGCACAGGAUGACUCAAAACUCACCAACGACCUGGACACAAAUGCAGACCGUCUCUACAGCUUUUGUGGAAGUCUGAAGGCUCAGAAAGUGAAAAGGAAUGUUACUCUGGAUGUUCUUUGUGUGGAUCCGUCGCUGUAUGACCCCAGUAGCUUAAAUGCAAUUCCACAGAGCUCAACUAGUGCUGUCUGCUCAUUGAACUUGACUGUGAUGCUCCUCUGUCUGGUCCUCAUUCUUCAGCCUGGGCAGCUUAUAGACCCACAGACAUUAUAGCCGCUCAGCGAUCAAACCUGCUGGACUGCUUCUGCUGCCUCUGUACCAUACAAAAAUUUCAUAUUUCAGUUGUUUUCCACAAGUGGUGCUGUGCACAGUGUGGUGUUUCGGUGUGAUGAAACUUUCUUUGGUCCUUCUUUCUCACUAAUCGGCGGUAAAGGCAAAACACUGAAGUAUCAGGACAUCAGUGGAAGGUCAUCUGGAUUACUUCUGUUGACAUAAUGCAAAAACUUAAGUGGCACAUUGCGUCGCAAACCUUUUCUAUAACAUCUGAGCAAGAUCUAAGGUUGGACUGGUUGAGAAUUUAGAGAUACAUGGAGACGUGAGAACUUCUGACAAUGAAAGAUUGACUGCAAUUUGGCACCUGCAUACUAGGGUACUGCUGCUGGGAAUUUGCCACAGGAAAGCCUGCAAACUCUAACUUCUGCUCUAACAGUAUUAAGCAGCAUACAAUAUUUUCUGAAGGCUUAUCAGCAGAACCUGCUGCUCCUGUCGAUUACUAGGACCUACAAACCUUAUUUUUCCUCAAAGUGGCACUGACUUCCGGCUGUGGCUCCUGCUAAGAUGAUAUGGUAUGAACAUUUCUGAACAUCAGGAUAGACAGGACACUUUAUCACAUAAAAAAAAAAAAAGAUUUUUUCGGAGUUUGUGGACUCCCUUGAAUUUGUAAAUGUUUCAUCUAUUCUAGUUCUCUUCCUCUGCAGUGAAACAUGCUCUGAGGAUGAGAGUUGAGUACCAGUUUCCUUAUGCGAGGAACUUUUGGGACUUGCCAUUCAUCCUGGAUAGUUUCUUGUAAAAUAAAUAAAUAAAUAAAUAAAUAAAAAUUAAAAAAAAAAGAAAGUGUUUCAAUUACAAAAUUCUCAUCAUUUACUCACCCUUAUGCCAUCCCAGUUGUAAGACUUUCUUUCCACUGCUGAACACAAACAAACUUUUUUAGGUCUAUACAAUGCAAGUAAAUUGUGACCAAAACUUUGAAGCUCCAAAAAAGCACAUAAAGGCAGCAUAAAAGUCCAUAUGACUCCAGUGGUUUAAUGUAUGUUUUCUGAAGCAAUCCAGUUGGUUUUGUGUGAGAACUAACCAAAAUAUAACUCCUUUCUACUGUACAUCUUGUCAUUGCAGUCUCUUGGAACGAUCAUGACUUCAAGCUCGAUUACACUUUCUAGCACUUGACGCAUGCGCAGAGCGCUAGAUGGCGUUAUAGGAAGUGUAAUCAAACUUGAAAUCAUGAUUGCAAAGGAGACUGCUGAUGUCAAGAUUUAUUGUGAAAAUGGACUUUAGUCUGUUCUCACCCAAAACCAAUUGCUUCAGAAAUAUCAUAUUUCAUUCCCCCCCACCCGGCAAGUAGUGCUGUGCGCAGUGUGGUGUUUUGAUGUGAUGACAAUUUGUGAUUAAAACACUGGAGUAAUAUGGAUUACUUUUAUGCUUAUGUGCUUUUUGGAGCUUCAAAGAUUUGGUCAGCAUUCACUUGCAUUUUAUAGACCUACAGAGAAGAGAUAUUCUCCUGUAAAUCUUAAUUUUUGUUCUGCAGAAAAAACAAAGUCAUACACAUAUGGGAUGGCAUGAGGGUGAUGGUGAGAGAAUUUAAAUUUUUGGGUGAACUAUCCCUUUAAGCUCAAUUGACAGCAUUUGUGGCCUAACCGGCACUUGAUUACCACAAAAACAAUUAUUGGCCCUCAUUUAUAAAAUAAGAAAAAAAAAAAAAGCAGCAGCAAAAAUGCUUGUUACAGUGAGGCACUUACAAUGCCAUUGAACGGGGCCAGUUCAUAAACAUUAAGAUACACACCGUAAAGCCAAAAUAUGUAAACAUUAUAUUGACUGUAUCACACUAAAAUAAUGUUCACAUGAAUAAUGGGGCUAUACUUUUAAACAGUGUAUAUGGGACUGGCCCCAUUCACUUCCAUUGUAAUUGCCUCACUGUAACCAGGAGUUUUGCUUUUUUCUUUUUUUUUUUUUUUUUUUUAAAUAAAUGAGGUUUGAGUCAAUUAUUUUUUGUGGCAAUCAAAUUAAUACCACAAAUGCUGUCGACUGAGCUUAACUUGCUUUGAACCUGGAACAUUAAUUUGAAGUUAAUUUGGUUAAUCUGUUGUGUAAAAUAUUGUAUGAUUUGGGUUUUAACAUGUGUGAUGAAACUCUGAAUUGAGUACAUGGGUUGAUAUCGCAAUCCACUAUACUGUAUGUAAAUUGUGCUGUACAUUCAGUAAGGAUGGUUUCUUUUUCUCAUUUAAAGGAAGUGCUCUUCAAGUAUCAUUUCUGCAUUGGUGUUGCACUGGUUAG